This is a messenger RNA of Mandrillus leucophaeus (drill), 1234 nucleotides long. RefSeq names its product calcium channel flower domain containing 1 (gene CACFD1). Gene Ontology annotation, biological process: vesicle-mediated transport. Gene Ontology annotation, cellular component: membrane. The transcript is spliced from 5 exons. The record is from RefSeq and is a predicted model, not a curated record. The coding region runs from base 1 to 429 and encodes 142 amino acids. NCBI's taxonomy places the organism in Eukaryota, Metazoa, Chordata, Mammalia, Primates, Cercopithecidae.
AUGCUGACUGCAGCAGGAAGCACAGCCGAGCUGUCAGCUUGUGCGAUCUCUGGCCUCUUCAACUGCAUCACCAUCCACCCUCUGAACAUUGCGGCCGGCGUGUGGAUGAUCAUGAAUGCCUUCAUCUUGUUGCUGUGCGAGGCGCCCUUCUGCUGCCAGUUCAUCGAGUUUGCAAACACGGUGGCGGAGAAGGUGGACCGGCUGCGCUCCUGGCAGAAGGCUGUCUUCUACUGCGGGAUGGCGGUCGUUCCCAUCGUCAUCAGCCUGACCCUGACCACGCUGCUGGGCAACGCCAUCGCCUUUGCCACGGGGGUGCUGUACGGACUCUCUGCUCUGGGCAAAAAGGGCGAUGCGAUCUCCUACGCUAGGAUCCAGCAGCAGAGGCAGCAGGCAGAUGAGGAGAAGCUCGCGGAGACCCUGGAGGGGUAGCUGUGAAGGGCUGGGCACCCCUCCCUCCCUGCCCCCUCCUCUGGCUCUGUGUGAGUCCAAGUGAGGCCUGGACUGUCCACACUGAGGCACAGCCUGGAGAGGGGCUUCUGCACCUGCCCCUACACCUGCAGUCCUCUGCUCCUUUCUCCAGACUUGCUGAAGCCAGGAGCCCCUGGCUGCUGGUGUGAGAGUCUGGGCUGCUGGACUUGAGGCUGAGCCGAGCAGAGCCUGCAGCAGCUGUGUGGACACCAGCUGGCCUUGCUCCUCCGCUGGGUGGGUCUGCAGACCUCACACCACAGACAGGGCUGCCAGUGACCUGCUGUGACCUGGCAGCAGCCUCCCCUGGAGAUGCUGGUCCUGGCUUGAGGGGAGGUGCAAGUGGGACCCUGCCACCUGGCACUGAGCAGAGGGACCUCCCCCAGCUCUCUCGGCAGGUAGAGCCCCAGGGUCCAGGACAGCCUGCCACUGCCAGCAACCUCCCACCACUGCUUAGGGUGCAGCGCUCACUGCCACCCCGCCUUCUCAAGAAGCCCAUAGGGCCCCUAAGGUGCAUCCCUGUACCUGGAACUGCAGCCUCGGCAGUGACCGGACAGCUGGGUGGGGGAUGCUCCCUGCUGACUCCUGGAACCUUGGACAGGCCACCCCAAGACCCCUCAGCUGCCCCUGCUCCCUGGGCCUGCUAAGGCCCCUAGGUUCUGCCCAUCACCACCCUCCCCGGCUGGCUUUGGUGCUAAGGAAGUAGGGAGAGCAGGCUCUCCCUGGCCUCACUGGGGGUGCUCACCCUCUCCCUGGUGUGGCCCCAUCA